Molecule: messenger RNA, 294 nt
Organism: Danaus chrysippus (African queen)
Lineage: Eukaryota; Metazoa; Arthropoda; Insecta; Lepidoptera; Nymphalidae
Source: the annotation of a GenBank genome assembly
UUGAGGAUAGUUGAUAGCGAGGCAAGUGCGUCCGAAUGGCGAGAUGGCGACCCGAGCGGUCAUACGACGCGACGCCACUUCUCUAUCAGCGCCCUCCCCCGUCCCCUGCCCCCUGCGGCCAGCGAGGCGCCCGCGAACGGAAUUCGCACGGCCGCCGCGCCUCGCGACGCCGUCAUUCAGUGUACUAGCGACCGUUCCCGCUCGAGGACGAAUUGUUACACGCGUAACGCACUUAAUACGCAGUUACGAGAUACGCCGACCGCGUGCGCUUUUAAUAACGGACAAGAAAAAUAG